Messenger RNA from Kickxella alabastrina, 1120 nucleotides. RefSeq lists its product as uncharacterized. The transcript has a single exon. The coding region runs from base 139 to 1017 and encodes 292 amino acids. Gene Ontology annotation, biological process: spindle assembly. NCBI's taxonomy places the organism in Eukaryota, Fungi, Kickxellomycota, Kickxellomycetes, Kickxellales, Kickxellaceae. Gene Ontology annotation, cellular component: HAUS complex; cytosol. The record is from RefSeq and is a predicted model, not a curated record.
AUAUUCAAAUUCCACCAAAUUGCCUGCAGCUGUUUGAUCAGAACACGUCUUUCUUGCAUUCACUUUUUUGAGUCGCGCGCCUAAUCGUCAUUAACACAUUCGCACCCUCAUACUCACACAUUCCAGCUUUUUACCUCGAUGGACCAGUCCUUAUUUGGCUCACAAAACGAGAACAACGAGAGCGAGAUCGUAGACUGGGCGCGUCUAGACCAAUGGCUGAAGUCGCUCUACGCACCCUCGCUUCCGCCACUGCUCGCCAAUCGAACGGUAGAGAUGCAGGGCCAUUUAAGCCAGCUCUUCCACAUUGACGCCUGCAUCCGCAAUGCCCACAGCAUUGUCCAUCGGCUGCAAUCCGAGGCCACCAACGAGUACCAGGCAUUAGCCAAGCAAACAUCCGACAUUCUCAGCCACGCCGGUCUCCCAUCCACCACCUCCGCCCUCCCACACCCCACAGCCAGCGCCCUCGCCGAAUUAUCCAAAACGGCCAGCAAUCUGGGACUCUCAGAUAUGCACCCGGAAUCUUUUGAACGGGCCAUAGCCGCAGCCACCAUCGACGGUUUCAAGCGCCAAACCCUAGUACACAAUCUCGUAGAGCAGACAGAAACAGUGCACAGGAAAACAAAAGAGUCGCGCGAGAGACAGAGACUAUUGCGGAAGCUUUUUGAGCAUCGAAAGGUUGCAGCCCCCGUGGAGCAGCAGAAGGCUAGGGAGUGGGUGAGGAACUCUCAGGUUAUAGCAGCCAAGACGCGGGAGUAUGAACGACGGCUGGAGGAGCUGGCUGGGAUGAGCGAGGAGAGAGGCAGGGUACGCGAAUACGCGGAGGUUAAGGCGUUGGAUGGUGAGGUUGGGAAGCUUGGGGCGGCCGUUAAGGGGAGGCAGCUAGCGCUGGACGGAUAUAAGGCGUUGCCGCCGGACAUUUCGCUGGCUUAUUUGAAGCUCGAGGAGGCCAAGAUGGCUUUGGGGCGCUUGCGGGUGGAGUGCGAAAACGCAGUGGCUGCUGCUUUUGGCUCCCGCUAAUUAUUACUCUGGUUUGGUCCGAUUGAUAGGAGUGGAGUGGAUUUGGGGAUGUUUCUGCUGCGCAAUUGAUCCAACCACUUUUUUCUUUCUGCAAUUUAAUUUU